Messenger RNA from Notodromas monacha, 1170 nucleotides. Lineage: Eukaryota; Metazoa; Arthropoda; Ostracoda; Podocopida; Cyprididae. The record is from the annotation of a GenBank genome assembly.
UCUUCAAAUGGGACGUGCGGAAUUCAAGCAAUUCGUCAAGACCGCAUUGUGGGUGGGAUAGAAGCGACUCCCGGGGAAUUUCCGUUUUUGGUGGGCAUAGCAUCCGUGUUCAGGCCUCGACACUUUUGUGGUGGAUCCCUGAUCAAUGAAUUCUGGGUACUCACAGCUGCUCAUUGCGUUAAUGAACACACGGGUAGUGAUGCUUCACAACUGCGAGUGAGGAUCCGUGAGUUUGACCUCGACCACGACGAAGACCCGCCGAGUUAUCAGGUCAAAGUAGAAAAGGUCUACUAUCCGGAAGAAUUUGAUUUUGAUGACGGGUUUUCGAAUGACAUUGCGUUGCUGCGGUUGACGGAAAGGAUAUCCUGGGACAAUUACACUGUACCUGUUUGUCUGCCUGAUGCGAAUGACACCUUUGACUUUGAACUAGCUGUUGCUGCGGGUUGGGGACGUCUUGCUGAAAUGCAAGAGAAAACUCCGAGUAAAUUGCGCAAAGUGACGUUGCACGUGAUUCCAGCUGAUUUUUGCAUGGAAUGGACGGAGUAUGAAAUGACUGAUCAUCAAUUCUGCGCUGGGUUCAAGCACAAGGCCCGUGACGUUUGCUCGGGUGACAGUGGAGGUCCUUUAUUGGUUCGUCGUGAUGGACGUCAUGUGGCAAUUGGAGUGGUUUCCUAUGGAGAUGGAUGUGCUCGUCCUAGAACCCCGACCGUUUACACAGAUUUGGCAAAAUUUGGCGACUGGAUCCGCCAAAUUAUGGAAGGGAUAUCCUGGGACAAUUACACUGUACCUGUUUGUCUGCCUGAUGCGAAUGACACCUUCGACUUCGAACUAGCUGUUGCUGCGGGUUGGGGACGUCUUGCUGAAAUGCAAGAGAAAACUCCGAGUAAAUUGCGCAAAGUGACGUUGCACGUGAUACCGGCUGAUUUUUGCAUGGAAUGGACGGAGUAUGAAAUGACUGAUCAUCAAUUCUGUGCUGGGUUCAAGCACAAGGCCCGGGACGUUUGCUCGGGUGACAGUGGUGGUCCUUUAUUGGUUCGUCGUGAUGGACGUCAUGUGGCAAUUGGAGUGGUUUCCUAUGGAGAUGGAUGUGCUCGUCCUAGAACCCCGACCGUUUACACAGAUUUGGCAAAAUUUGGCGACUGGAUCCGCCAAAUUAUGGAAGGGUACUGA